Messenger RNA from Blepharisma stoltei, 3193 nucleotides. The record is from the annotation of a GenBank genome assembly. Lineage: Eukaryota; Ciliophora; Heterotrichea; Heterotrichida; Blepharismidae.
AUGUUAAAGCUCUCAAAAGAAUUUACCAAAAAUAUACUUCAACGUCAAUUUUCUAAAUCUAUCGGAAUUGAUUUAGGUACAACCAAUUCUUGUGUAUCAGUCCUUGAAGGUGGACAACCUAAAGUCAUAGAAAACUCAGAAGGUAUAAUUCGAUCUAUCAUAUAGUCCACAAAAUAUUUAUCUAUCAAAUUAAUAGAAUUUUCAAGGUAAAUAAAUAUAUGAGAACUACCCCCUCUGUUGUUGCAUUUACAUCAGAAGGAGAAAGGCUUGUUGGCAUCUCAGCUAAAAGGCAAGCAGUCACAAACCCUGAAAACACUGUUUACGCUACUAAAAGAUUAAUAGGAAGAAGAUUCGAUGAUCCUCUUGUCCAAAAAUCUAUGAAAACCCUCGGGUAUAAAAUCGUCAGAGCUACAAAUGGAGAUGCAUGAGUAGAAGCUGGAGGUAAAAAAUAUUCCCCAAGCCAAAUCGGAGCUUUUGUGUUAAUGAAAAUGAAAGAGACUGCAGAAGGCUAUUUAUUCCCCUUCCCACUUUAAAUUAGAUUGGAACACAAAAUUCUGUUCCAAUUUAAAAGGGGUUUAAAAAAGAGAUAUUAAAUUUUUCUUAAAAAACAAUUUUAUAAAAAUUAAAAAAUAAAUUGAACAACAUUUUGAAUUUUUAUUAAAAUUUAAAUCGAUUCAGAGUGAAAACUGUUUAAAUAAUACUAAAUGCACUUUUUUAAUUAAAUUUGGCCAAAUUUUCAUCUAUAAAAUUUUCCUAUUGAAAAAAAGAAUUUGCUACAAUUUAAAUGGGGGUUAAAGUACCCAAAAAAUGGGGGAAAGGGAAGUUAGGUGAAAAAGUAGAAAAAGGAGUCGUCACAGUGCCAGCUUAUUUUAAUGAUUCACAAAGGCAAGCUACAAAAGAUGCAGGGCAGAUCGCAGGCUUGCAAGUGGAACGAAUUAUCAAUGAGCCAACAGCUGCUGCCUUGGCAUAUGGAUUGGAUAAAAAUGAAGGAAAAAUUAUAUUCUAUACUGGAUUGAGACUAAUAUUUUCUGUUAAGUGAUAAAUAUCUCUAUAGCCCUUUUUUUAAAUUUAAUUAUUUAUAUUUCUAGAAUCUUUAAUUUGCUUCAACUAAAUAUAGUAUAGCUGUUUUUGAUUUAGGUGGAGGAACCUUUGAUAUUUCCAUACUUGAAAUUUCGCAAGGAGUAUUUGAAGUGAAAGCUACAAAUGGGGAUACCAUGCUUGGAGGGGAAGAUUAUGACCACACAGUGCAGUCCUAUAUUAUAGAUGAAUUUAAAAAGGAGACAGGAAUUGAUUUAAAAUUCGAUAAAACUGCACUCCAAAGAAUUAGAGAGGCUGCAGAAAAAGCAAGGGUUGAACUAUCUUCAAGCACUCAAUCAGAAAUAAAAGAACCAUAUAUAACUGCGGAUAAAACUGGUCCGAAGCAUUUAAAUUUGAAAAUAUCACGAGCUAUCCUUUCAGUAUUGAUAUUGCAAUUUAAAAUAAUAUAGCUAUUUCGAGAAAUCAAUUAUUUGCAUCAGCAUUAAUAUGAUAUUUUUUGGGGAGUAAAGCACUAUCUGUGAUUCUUUAUGUGCUUAGAUCUUUAAAUAGGCAUAUAAAUAUUGCUAUCUAUUAUUAAAAAAUGAUAUUAUUAAUAUAAAUCAGCAUAAAUUAGAGCAGCUGACUGAUAACUUGCUAGAUAGGACAAAAAAGCCUUGCGAGCAGUGCAUGAAAGACGCGAAUCUUAAUAAAAAUCAAAUCCAAGAAGUUUUGCUAGUAGGCGGGAUGACAAGAAUGCCAAAGGUGCAAGAAUUUGUAAGGAGUUUUUAUGGAAAAACUCCUAAUAAAAGUGUAAACCCAGAUGAAGCUGUAGCUAUGGGUGCUGCAAUCCAGCAGGCAUACAUUAAAAUGAAGUUCUGAACCAACUCAUCCUCUUAGAUCCUGUAGCUGGCAUCCCACAGAGUGCGCAGGGACUUUGAGGAAGGGAGGAUGGCAUUAAGGAAUUUGCAUCCGGCAAGGUUUUUCUUGGUAUGGUGAAGCACAAUAUCGGGCUAGCCGACAGCAUGCUUUGCUCCAAUGCCAAGUUUUUUUUGCCGAAGAGGGGAAUGGAGCUGAGAGUUGUAAAGGAAUCUUCCAACAUAGCCAGAAGUAUUUUCUUGGCCAUCGAGACUGUUUCUAGCGUGAAAUCAGGAGCUAUGCUCUGGGGCUUCGGAUUUCCAUUCUUGCCAAGAGUCGAUCAGAAAAUUCGACAUUAUGAUUUUACAUGGUGGGCAACUUUGAUGACGUACAGCACGGUGACACAACUCAUCCAACUACAGGGAGAAAGUGCAGACCCUUUUCGGGCAGGAGCAUCUUUUAAUUUCGUGCACUAACUGGCGAGCAGGCGAAGGGGGCCUUAUGGGUGGAGUUAGUCCUUCUGGAAUUACAGUGAACUUCUCUAUAAUUCCAAUAAACGUAAAACGCAAUCCAAGCAGGCGUUCUACAAGGCGAGAUGGGUGGAAUCGUCCUUCUAGAUGUGACUCCUCUUUCACUAGGCAUAGAAACACUUGGUGGUAUAUUCACCAGAAUCAUCAACAGAAACACCACAAUUCCAACCAGAAAAUCUCAAGUUUUUUCUACUGCAGCAGAUAGCCAAACAACAGUCACUAUAAAAGUAUUGCAAGGUGAAAGAGAAAUGGCCAACGACAAUAAACUGCUAGGCAAUUUUGAUUUAACCGGAAUACCUCCAGCCCCAAGAGGAAUGCCUCAAAUAGAAGUUACCUUUGAUAUAGACGCAAAUGGGCUUGUCCAUGUAUUAGCUAAGGAUAAAGCUACAGGAAAAGACCAAAGCAUUACAGUUCAGUCUUCUGGAGGACUAAGCAAAGCUGAUAUAGAAAAAAUGGUAAAAGAGGCUGAAAGGCUAAGGGCUGAAGAUGAAAAAAAGAGAAAUUUAAUUGAUAUAAGGAAUGAAGCUGAUAAUACUAUCUAUAAUAUAGAGAAAACUAUGCAUGAGCACCAAGAUAAAAUUGCUGAAAAUGUGAAAAACGAUAUAAACCAAGCGAUUUCAGAAUUAAAAGAAAAAUUGCAACAGGAUGAUGCAGAUGAAAUAAGGAGAGGAAUUGAUAGAAUUAAAGAAUUAUCAUUAGAAAUAGGAAAAGCUAUUUAUCAAGGAAGUGGACAACAACAGCAGCAAGCGCCAGAGGAAAAUCAAGAAGGCGAUAGCAGUAAAAAUGCCUAG